Molecule: messenger RNA, 210 nt
Organism: Ambispora leptoticha
Lineage: Eukaryota; Fungi; Glomeromycota; Glomeromycetes; Archaeosporales; Ambisporaceae
Source: the annotation of a GenBank genome assembly
AUGUCAAACGACAACAUUUCCGAGCCAAUUGCCAGCAGCAACCACAUCAACACAGACACUAAUACUUCUGGUGACUUACAACAACAAGCUGCAAGUCGAGAACAAAGUUUCGACCCAAAUCAUCCAACUCAAGAACCUUUUACCGUGCCUGAAGUUGAUGGAGUUGACGAAUCUUCGUGUGGUUUCGGUGAUAGAAUGUUAGAUCUUUGA